Molecule: messenger RNA, 1759 nt
Organism: Dalotia coriaria
Lineage: Eukaryota; Metazoa; Arthropoda; Insecta; Coleoptera; Staphylinidae
Exons: 4
Coding region: 73-1122 (349 amino acids)
Source: RefSeq, a predicted model, not a curated record
UCAAAGUGUUUAUUAUUACAUAGAUCUAUCCAUUUUAGUCAGUUAGUCAGUGGUGCAUUCAAAGAAUUUGCCAUGGUUUUCAGUUGUAUUUAUUGUGGUAAUUUUGCCAAUCCUGAUGAAAAGAUUUCUUUACAUCCCUUUCCCAAACGUGAAACACCGCGAUUUUCUGCAUGGAUAAGAUUUUUAGAUAUGGAACCACAUAAAAUUACCAGACAUUCAAGAUUGUGCUCAGCCCAUUUUGAAAAUGAGUGUUUAACCAAGCACAGAGUGAAAACUGUUUUAAAGAAAUCAAGUGUUCCUACAAAAUUGCUCACAUACAAAUUAAGAUGCGUGGUUUGUUUUAAGAAGAGAAACUCACCAGGCAGAUUUCAUAAGUUUCCGUUUGCAAAAGAUGAAUUGUUGAGGAGAUGGCUUUCAUCCAUUCCAGAGUAUUGUGAUAAAAUAACUGAGCCAAGUUUUAUAUGUUCUGAUCAUUUCACUGAAGAUUCCUAUUUUCCGGGGGGCCAAUUGAAACCUUUUGCAGUUCCUACUAUAUUUCCAAUGGUGCACAGAAUUAAAGAAGAAGUUGAAGAACCUUCUCCCGAAUCUCAUAAAUAUAAUGACAAUGAUAUUGACGUAACAACGACAUAUAUUACCAAUUCAGCGCAUGUUGCUUUUGAGCACAAAUAUCACGCUUCGCCACAAUAUUUGAGUGCGCAAGUUUCAACAUUGAGACGGAAAUUACAAAUUGCACGCAGCGAAAAUGCCCUGUUAAAAAAGCAACUUGCGCGUAAUGCAAAGUCAAUGUCGAGAAUGCGUGAUAUUAUUGAAACUCUAGAAAUUGAGGCAAAUUCAAAGUCAAAUGUAUUAAAUACGUUACCAAAGGGUGUUGACGCUUUCACUGCGGAAUUUUUACAACGUUUCUGUGAUAAUGGCAGCAGGGAAAGUAUUACUCAAGACAAAUAUCCAUCCGCCUUGCGUUCAUUUGCAUCAACACUUUACCUCUAUUCUCCAAAAGCUUAUAAUUUUAUCAGGUCAAAAUUGUCUCGUGCGCUACCACAUGAAUCUACCAUUAGAGCGUGGUGUACCACUGCUGAUGGCGAAACUUCUUUUACCGAGGAAAUAAAUAACAUAACAACAUAAAACAGGUUGAAUAAUUUGACUGUUUGACAGCUUGCUCUGAUUGGUCGCGAGCUUUAUAUCCGGUAAUUUUCAUGAUGGCCGACCUCCAUAAGAAUACACGGCUUGUAACCAUGGCAACGGCAAGUUUUCUUCAAAUAAUGCGUUGACCAAUCAGUAAAGAGAAUGUGCAAAGCGGUAACAAGGAGGGUGAUUUUAAAAAUUCAAAAACUCCUACCCGUAACACAUGUGCAUAUAUAGAGUUUAAUUUAAAUUUUGGAAUUAGAAAAGAGAUCUGCGGAAUAAAGACACCCGGCAAACACUUUUUAUAUUAAAGUUUUGUUGUGUAAGUCUGUGGAAAGAAUUUGUGUCCUGUUUUAGAAGGACUAUUUGGCAAUGAAAGCUCCGCCUGUAAAGCUGCAACCACACUUACAUCAAUUCAUAUAUGUUGAAAUCAAUUUACUUUCCGCAAAAAAACCAAAUUCUUAACAACUGUGAUAUAAUUAGUAACGAAAAACUUCGUAUAAAAGAAACACAAGAAUACAAUAUUAAAAUGAGACCAUAUAUUAAAUUAUUGAAGACAGAAUCGUAAGUAAUACAAGAUUAACGAGAUUGUUCAUAAUUAGGAAACAUGAAUACUAAAGCACUUCUUAAAUUCUCA